Messenger RNA from Phascolarctos cinereus (koala), 2125 nucleotides. RefSeq names its product C-type lectin domain family 2 member L (gene CLEC2L). The record is from RefSeq and is a predicted model, not a curated record. Lineage: Eukaryota; Metazoa; Chordata; Mammalia; Diprotodontia; Phascolarctidae.
UCUCUCCUCCCUCAUUCUUCUCUCCCUCCCCCCCCCUUCCCAAGCUGAGAAACUCAAGAGGCGAUGCUGCGAUGCUGAUGCUGCGGCUGUGGAAGAGUGAAGCAAGGAGGGACAUUUCUCAUUGCUAAGGAUCCUGGUCGGGAGAGGAGCUGAACACGCCACCACUGUCCCUGAGCUGCGGAAGCUCUCUUCUGCGUCCCUCCCAUCCUCAGUUCCUGCUCCCACCAGGGAGGGAGGGAGGGAGAAAAGGAGGGUCUCUGGGCAGUUCUGGCUCUGUUUUCCCCCUACCCUGGUAACGGAAGUGCCAGGCGCUUUUAGCAGAGGGGCGGGGGCAUUGGAGCGGGAGGGGGGCAUGGAGCCUGUCCGGGAGCCUCCUAGGAGAAGCCGGCCCCCUCCACCACCCGCUCCAGCCGCGUCGGCUCCUUUGCCAAGAGUGCUGUCCCCUGGGGACGGGGAGGGCCGGGGCCAGGAGGUGCUGCUGAGAAGAUCAGGAUCCGGGUACGAGGGCAGUACCAGCUGGAAGGCGGCCUUGGAGGAUACAACAACCCGCCUGUUGUUAGGAGCCAUUGCAGUCCUGCUUUUUGCCAUCCUCGUUGUGAUGAGUAUACUUGCUUCCAAGGGCUGUAUCAAAUGUGAUGCUCCAUGCCCAGAAGACUGGUUACUCUAUGGAAGGAAAUGCUAUUUCUUUUCGGAAGAACCAAGAGAUUGGAACACAGGGCGCCAGUACUGCCACACUCAUGAGGCAUCCCUAACUGUGAUCCAGAGCCAGAAGGAGUUGGAAUUUAUGUUCAAAUUCACCAGGAAGGAGCCCUGGAUUGGCCUGAGGAGAGUGGGGGACGAAUUUCACUGGGUCAAUGGAGAUCCAUUUCACCCGGAAGAGUUCUCUGUCUCAGGUCAUGGGGAGUGUGUCUUCGUGGAACCCACCAGACUCGUCACGUCAGAUUGCCUGAUGACCAGGCCCUGGGUAUGCAGCAAGAUGGCGUACACGUGAAGCAGGGGUGUGGCAGUGUGAGAAGCAGGCCAGCACAUGCCUCUCCCUAUGCCUGGGUCCAGUGAUGAGAGGUCCCAGCUCUCACCCCGACACUCACUAUGGAACCACAGACCCCAGAAGUUUUCUCUGUCAGCCAUGCAGCUGUGAGGCAGUAGUAUAUUAACCCUGGGUCUCAGUCCUGGGCUCCUGGUUCCCUCCUCUGCACAAAUCCUAUCGACUCGCUGUGCCAUUCUAGACAGGCUUUGAAGCCUGGUUAUGCCUCUGCCCUCCCCUUUGGCUAAGUAGCACACAACUGCGCUUCUCUCGACGCCACGUGUGGGCACCAUGUAUGACUGUUGCCUGUAGUGAGGGAUAACAAAGCAAAUAUUUCUCAUCAACAUCAACGCCACCUCCACAUAAGCAGCUCCCACAUUGAUUGUAGCCCCACAAAACCGGGUAGCUCCUCUCCACUGGAGAGCUACUUAUUUUGCUUGAUCUUCCUGACAUUUUGGAGGCACUGAAAUUUACCUUAUUACGCUGCUUUUUAACUUAAUUUUUUCUGAGAACAAAGUAUAUUUUUCUUUGGAAAUAUUUAAUCUCCCCCCCCCAACUCUUAUAAUCACUGGCAGAAUCCCUAAAGUCACUCUUUUUUCCCCCAUCUGCCUUGCUUUCUGCACUUUCUGGUUGUGGUCAGGAGACCUUGCUCUCCCCGGCUGCUCUUCCCAAGGUAGGCUUCAAGACUCGCCUCUGAGGGACUCAGCUUAUAGUGAGCCGCAACUGUCCACUGGCACCGUCCUUACACCUGCUUCAGAGCGUUCUUAUUGCACAACCCAGUAGUACCGGUGCUCAUAGAAAACAGCAAACAACAAAACAAUGACCUUAAGUUACUCACAAAGUGGAACACGCCCACCUUACCCAAGAGCCACUCUAACCAUUGCUGUCCUUAUCAUAAUGAGAGGGACACUUCCUAUCUGUCAUGUAGAAAAAAGUCCUGUGUGGUGCAGGGGGGGGGGUCUGGGUGCCCACUCUCAUGUUCUCUUCGCCCCUUGCUUUCCCUCCCAUUCUGCUUCCUUAGUGCUCCUCCGGCAGGGCCCCUGAUUGUAUCUAUGAAUGAUGUAUUGAUUACUAAUGGAAUAAAGACCUCCUCCCACAACC